AUGGAGGACCGGAAGAGGUCUGCCGUGAGUGAUGAGCUGGCUCCCCCCAGCAAGCGCGUUGCCGUCAAUGGCUCCAAGGCCAAGGACGAACCCGUCGAUAUGAGGGAGGAGAUCUGGGUUGAUCUUGUCGAGCGGCUUCAACUUAUGGCCGAGCGCACCGUCACAAAAACUGCCGACUCUUCAGCCGAUCCGCCGUACCUGAGCAGUGUCAGCUUCAAGGACGUACCCGAGUUUGAGAGCCACCUGCAGGAAAAGGAGAAGACGAUACUGUCCAAAGUAGAGACAUUCCUGACCUACCUGGCGGCCAACCGAGGCCAGAUACCCCCCGAGGUCUCCAAGUUGGAAGCCAAGAUCAGCAGCCUACUAGCGUCGGAAAAGGCCUUCUUCGUCAAGCUCGACCGCCUACACGCCGAGAAGGAGGACCUUUCGGAGCAACUCAAUGCCGCGACGCUACGAUACUUCAAGGCCGAGAAGAAGCUAGACCGCGCAAAGAGUGCACAGGUGCAAAAGUUGGAGCAGCAAGCCUUCGCCAACGCGACCCGCCCAGCAGGUGCACCAGGCGAUGGCGCCGAAGCCAAGAAAGAGGAGGCCAACGGCAACAGCAGCGAGCUUCUGCUCAAGUACGAAGAGGCUACGGCUGCCGCGACGAAGCAAAAGGAGCAGCUGGACAAGAUCUUGGCCGAAAUCAAGGUCAUACAGGAGGAAAAUACGUCGCUCAAGGUGAGGCGAGAGGCAUGGUCUGAUGAGGAUCUGGUACGAUCAGACGUCUUCAAGCAGUUCAAGAUUCAGAACGAGGACCUCAUCAAGCGCUUAAACAGCCUCGAGGCGUCGAACAAGCAACUGAGAGAGGAGGCCGAGGCGAUGCGAGCUGAUCGAUCAGCGUUCCGCGCCCAGCUUGAGGCGGAUGCGAACCACGUUACACAAGAACUCGAGGCGGAAAUAGUGUCUCGGGACCAGGACCUGGCCCGAGUCCGGUCCGCGCGAGAUGAGAUCCUGGCCGACAACACACAGCGAAAGGCCAGCAUGGACCAAGAGAAGGUAGCAAUGGAGCAGAUCAAGGAGCUGGCGUCGGCCAAGGACGAGCGCAUCUCAGCCCUGGAAUCGGAGCUCUCGCGCCUGCAACGGAACAACGACAUCGAAAUGACGGAAACCGAGGACGUUGCCGAGCUGUCGGUCGAGGACCUUCGCGCGAAGUACAAGAAGCUGCAGGCUGAUUUCCGGUCCAUCAACCAAGAGCUGCCGUCGAUAGAAAAGGCCUACAAGAGGAUGAAGGACCUGGCGCAGAAGAAGGUCAUGGACUUUGCGGCUCUGGAGGAGCGGGUAUCUCUGCUGAUUGCGGAGAAGAGCAAGGCCGACCAAAAGUACUUUGCGGCGCGCAAGGACGCCGACACGAGGAACAACGAGAUCCGAUCACUACGGCACCAGAACGGCAAAAGUUCGGAGAUUAUUGCUCAACUCAAGGACCACGAGGCACUCAACCGGACGCUGCUCGGAAACCUGGAGAAGCAGCUCUCGGACCUUCGCCAGGCCAACGCCAUGCUGGUGACGGAGAAUAAGAGGCUCGAGUCGGCGCAUCAGGAGGCUGUGCGGCUCCGCGGGUCGCUGAACAAACAGGUGGGCGAUCUCACCAACCUGGUCAAGUCCAAGGACGCCGCGUCAGCCGUGGUGCGGGAGCGUAACGCGACGCAGGAGACAGAGGUGGAGAAGCUCAAGGUCCGGCUCGAGACGAUGCAGAAGGACCGCGACAACUGGAAGAGCAAGGCACUGAGCAACUCGUCGGAAGAGGAGGAGAUGCUUCGGACGUUUGCGCUGUGUACCAUCUGCCGCAACAACUUCAAGAACACGGCCUUGAAGACGUGCGGACACCUGUUCUGCAACAAGUGCAUCGAAGACCGAAUCAGCAACCGUAUGCGAAAGUGCCCCACGUGCUCUCGAUCAUUUGACAAGAUGGAUGUCAUGGCUGUGCACGCCUAA
Molecule: messenger RNA, 1974 nt
Organism: Geosmithia morbida
Lineage: Eukaryota; Fungi; Ascomycota; Sordariomycetes; Hypocreales; Bionectriaceae
Product: E3 ubiquitin-protein ligase BRE1
Exons: 4
Coding region: 1-1974 (657 amino acids)
Cellular component (GO): nucleus; HULC complex
Molecular function (GO): metal ion binding; ubiquitin protein ligase activity
Source: RefSeq, a predicted model, not a curated record